UGACGUAGAAUUUAAGCGUCAGAAGGUUAGCUAGUAAACCACAUAACAUUGAUGUUGUAGAAUGUCAGGUUGGCUAAAGCAACAUGUUUACCUUAAAGGCACUUAAAAAAAACAAGACAGUCAGAUAUGGUGUUCCAAUGCUCUUGCUUAUAGUUGGAGGUUCUUUCGGACUCAAGGAGUUUACACAGAUCCGGUAUGAUGCCCAGAAGAUAAGGAAGAAGCUGGACCCUUCACUGGAGGCUAAAGUGAACACCCAGAAGCAGUCUGUCAUUCUGGAGGAGGAGUACGAGAAGAUGAAGGCCCUGAACUUGGAGGAGUGGAAGAACAUCCGUGGCCCUCGUCCCUGGGAGGACUCCAGGGAGUACCAGGAGCAGCAGAGAGCCAGGCAGAGCCGGCAAGCUUGACGCCCGGAGCACGGCCCGCCCCCCAGCCUGCUUCAUGAGACCGUCAGGAGCGGAGCACGCUGGCCCACUUCAGACAGCCGCCACGAGGACCCCCGCUGGGGGAGGGCUGUUCCUGUGUGAAGUGUGGCAGCCUUGCUGGUAAUGAAUUGGGGAUCAGUGGGGUUGCAGAGACUGAGUUCUUCUUUCUUUUAAAGGAUGUUCAAUAACAUCAGAUGUUGUGGUUCUAUGUGCACAGAAGACAUUAUAGACCCACUGUGAGUCUGGGUUGGCCGAGUGUCCCAACAGCCAUGGAGUCUGUUCACCACUAGGUGGCAGAGUUGUGCAUUAGUGCGUGCGGCGUCACUUCACUGUAAGAAUGGGACUACCUAUAAUACCAUAAUAAAAGAAUAAUGGUUGA
This is a messenger RNA of Hypomesus transpacificus, 801 nucleotides long. Its product is annotated as cytochrome c oxidase assembly protein COX16 homolog, mitochondrial. Gene Ontology annotation, cellular component: mitochondrial inner membrane. Lineage: Eukaryota; Metazoa; Chordata; Actinopteri; Osmeriformes; Osmeridae. The coding region runs from base 84 to 404 and encodes 106 amino acids. Gene Ontology annotation, biological process: mitochondrial respiratory chain complex IV assembly. The record is from RefSeq and is a predicted model, not a curated record. The transcript is spliced from 4 exons.